Messenger RNA from Aspergillus calidoustus, 936 nucleotides. The record is from the annotation of a GenBank genome assembly. NCBI's taxonomy places the organism in Eukaryota, Fungi, Ascomycota, Eurotiomycetes, Eurotiales, Aspergillaceae.
AUGGAGACAGGGCCGGCUCCUCCGAAAUCUCGCAAGCACACGAGGGUUCUCACGGCGUGCGAUGCGUGUCGGCUGAGCAAAACACGGUGCGACUCCGCUCGCCCGGUCUGUGCGAAAUGUGUGAAGCGCGGGGUGGCCUGUGUGUAUCCAGAGUCCGAUCCGCUCUCAAUACUUGAGGCAUGGGGAUCCAAAAUCCUCGAUUCUGUCGAGCGUCAAGAGCGUUUGCUUGCGGAAACUCUUGGGGCGAGCCCGCCUUCUCAUUUUCCUGCCCAGCAGCCGCGGCAACUCCCGAGCUACCACCAACAACUGCCCCCAAUUGACGCGGAAGACACCGAGCUGAUUUCACGCAACGAUGCGCUCAAGACCCCCAUUACAGGGUCUGACAUGAUCCUCGGGUGGCCCAUCUUUCCGCAGGAGAAGCCUAUCUCGACGUUUCCCCCCGCCGCGUUUGAGGAGAAACCCGAUCGCUUUCAGGCAGAUAUUCCUAGUUUUGACCCCCGCCGAAUAUUCCAGUUGCGAGACAUUUUCAUGACCAAGAUAUGGCCGAAGAACCCAAUCGUUGACGAGGAACAGUUGGAUUCAUAUAUUGCUCGCGUGCUGGAAACGGGAAUUGACUGGUCUGCCGCCUCGUGCCUCUUGCUACUUGUCUUUGCGCUGGCAGCGAUAUGGGGCAACUACCCAGAGGAUGAGACAAGGGAGAUUCCAUGCCCUGAGCCCACUUUUGGCGCCCCGGUGACAUACGUGACGCUGUCGGUACCCGAGCACCGAAUGAAGGAGUCUCUAGGGUACCUCGGCAUGGCGCGAAAGCGAAUAUCGGCUGCGUACCUUGAUAACUCUCUUCUCGGGGUUCAGUGUCUCUGUCUGUUUGGGUUUGUUGCCUUUAAUUAUGCUUACCUGGCUGAACUGACCGGCUGUCAGUAUCUGGUAUCAAUAUAA